UUGCUAACUGCUACUGUCUUAAAAGCAAGGUCCAACGAGCUUGUGAGUCUGAGUUGGAUCAAGGGUCUCUUGUGCUUUAUUUUUCAGUAUCAAAUCAACAUGAUGAAUCUUGAACCUUUUGUUGCAGUUGUCCUUGCUUUGUACUUGCUGAAAUUUUUGUACUCAGUUCUUUGGGUCCCAUGGAAAAUCCAGUGCCACUUUCAGAAGCAAGGGAUAGAUGGCCCUGGCUACCGUCCGAUUUUCGGGAACAUGUCUGAGACUCGACGGUUGCAUAUAGAAGCUAAAUCAGAGGCAACCCCGUUUGAGCAUGACAUCUUAAAACGUGUGCUUCCAUUCUACCACAGAUGGAGUUGCAUGUAUGGUAAAACAUUCCUUUGCUGGUUUGGGUCAACGCCCCGUUUGGCUAUAUCAGACCCUGACAUGAUCAAGGAGGUGUUGGUGAAUAAGGGUGGGGAGUAUGAAAGAGUUCCCUAUAACCCAUUGGCUAAGUUGCUUUUUGGAAAGGGGCUUGUGGGGUUGAAGGGUGAUCAAUGGACAAUUCACAGAAGGAUGAUAAGAAUGGCCCUCAACAUGGAGCUUGUUAAGGGAUGGGUGCCAGAUAUUGUGGAGAGUGUGACAAAGAUGCUGGAGAAAUGGGAAGAUCAAAGAGGAGAACAAGAUGAAGUUGAGAUAGAUGUGCACAGAGAGUUCCAUGACCUUUCAGCAGAGUUUAUAUCAAGGACUGCUUUUGGCAGCAGUUAUGAAGAGGGCAAGCAUAUUUUCAAGUUACAGGACCAGCAAUUGCAUCUUUUCUUACAGGCAAACAUGAAUGUCUAUAUCCCUGGAUUUAGAUAUUUGCCGACUAAGAAGAAUAGGGGUAGGUGGAGACUUGAUAAAGAAACACAUGAAUCAGUUCGCAAGCUGAUUGAGACCAAGAGAAACAUGAGGGAAAGAAAUUUACUAAGUUCAUUGAUGAGUUCCUACAAGAAUGAAGUUGGUGGAGAAGAUAAGUUAGGGGACGAAGAAAUUAUAGAUGAAUGCAAAUCCAUUUACUUUGGUGGAAAAGAGACAUCAGCUAAUUUAUUGACAUGGGCCCUUCUGCUAUUAGCAAAACAUCAGGAAUGGCAGAGUAAAGCGCGUGAAGAAGUUCUCCGAGUCAUUGGACACGAUCCACUUCUGGUUGCAGACAGUUUAAAUGACCUUAAGAUUGUUAGCAUGAUAAUUAAUGAAACACUUCGGCUCUAUACGCCGGCUGCAAUGUUGAUGAGGCGAACCACUAAAAAUGUGAAGUUAGGGAGCAUUGAAGUCCCUGCUAAGACUCAACUCAUCAUGGCAUUGACUUCUCUGCAUCAUGACAGUGAAAUCUGGGGAGAAGAUUGUCAUAAGUUUAAUCCAAUGAGAUUUAGCGAACCUCAGAAACAUUUAGCCGCAUUCUUUGCUUUUGGAUUAGGCCCUCGAAUCUGUGUUGGGAAAAAUUUGGCAAUAGCUGAGGCAAAGAUUACUCUUGCUUUGAUCAUUCAGCGAUAUACUUUUAUGGUAUCUCCAAGUUAUAGACAUGCUCCUACACUAGUUAUAAGUGUGCAGCCUGAAUAUGGUGCACAAAUCCUCUUCAGAAGGAUUUCUUAUUGAUGUUUGUUAUUCCCUUUCCCUUUGACAUUGUUUCUUUUGUCUUGUUAUCAUCCAGAUUCCAUAGCAUUCAUCUAGCCACUGCAAUAUUUUUCGCUUUCACCUACAGUUGAAAGUGUACCCUACGAAUGUGUUUCCAAAAAGUAUAGGCAUUUUUCAACCGUUCAAUAUUCAUAGGGCUACAGCUUUUCGAUA
Messenger RNA from Lotus japonicus, 1800 nucleotides. Its product is annotated as cytochrome P450 734A1-like. NCBI's taxonomy places the organism in Eukaryota, Viridiplantae, Streptophyta, Magnoliopsida, Fabales, Fabaceae. The coding region runs from base 100 to 1608 and encodes 502 amino acids. The transcript has 4 exons. Gene Ontology annotation, molecular function: iron ion binding; monooxygenase activity; heme binding. The record is from RefSeq and is a predicted model, not a curated record.